AAAAUGCAAACAAACUGGAAGAAAGUGCCAGGGGAAUCUACAUUCCGUGUCCAGAACAUUAUAAUGGUUUCUGCAUGCAUGGGAAAUGUGAGCAUUCUGCUAAUAUGCUGGAGCCAUCUUGCAGGUGUGAUGCGGGCUACACUGGACAACACUGUGAAAAGAAAGACUACAGCGUUUUGUAUGUGGUUCCAGGCCCAGUUCGAUUUCAGUAUGUCUUAAUAGCAGCAGUGAUUGGAACAAUCCAGAUUGCAAUCAUCUGUGUUGUCGUUCUCUGUAUUACAAGGAAAUGUCCCAGGAGCAACAGAAUUCACAGGCAAAAGCAAAACACGGGGCACUACAGUUCAGACAACACAACGAGAGCAUCGACCAGGUUAAUUUAAAAAAAAAAAAAGAGCGCAUGUUUCCACAAUGGCAAAAGUAAACUGCAGACAGCUUGGACUUACAAAAUACAGUAUUAUAGACAAAAGUUCUACACAUGUUGCCUUGCAUUUGUGGUAAUCGACACCAAUGAAAACAGAACGAAACAUGUACUACAGCUAUAUUUGAUUAUGUAUGGAUAUAUUUGAAAUAGUAUACAUUGUCUUGAUGUUUUUCUGUAAUGUAAAUAAACUAUUUAUAUCACACAAUAUA
Molecule: messenger RNA, 630 nt
Organism: Thamnophis sirtalis
Lineage: Eukaryota; Metazoa; Chordata; Lepidosauria; Squamata; Natricidae
Source: RefSeq, a predicted model, not a curated record